Rhodofomes roseus is the source of this 561-nucleotide messenger RNA. Its product is annotated as DNA-directed RNA polymerase III, subunit Rpc31. The annotation marks the transcript as partial. The record is from RefSeq and is a predicted model, not a curated record. Gene Ontology annotation, cellular component: RNA polymerase III complex. NCBI's taxonomy places the organism in Eukaryota, Fungi, Basidiomycota, Agaricomycetes, Polyporales, Fomitopsidaceae. The transcript is spliced from 5 exons. Gene Ontology annotation, biological process: transcription by RNA polymerase III.
AUGGGCCUGACCUUCGCGGAUAUACAGUCCUUGUCUAGGGAAGAAAGUGCUCUGUAUCCGUCAUAUGAUCCUCUGCCCGUGCUCUCAGAAUAUAGCGAGGAGGAGAGGCGCAUAGCUGAGCUGCAGGUCGGCUUUACCACCCGGCUCCGCCAGUCUGCAUACUACGUCGUAGAGCAAACAAAAUCAAGAGAACUGCCUCGAUACUCUGACAAAUAUCGCCCCUCGGCUGCAAAGCAGCCUACAUUGCGCAGACAGGAAUUGCACCAGCCCUUCUUCCCGCAGGAAAUCCUCGAGGGUUACUUUAAUCCCAAGAAACGGAAGAUCAGUGAGAGGAAGGGUCCGAAGAAGAGGAUCAACCUGAACGAAUUGGGCGAGGACGGAGAAGACGCGGAGAAGGAAGACGAGGAGCACUCCGACGUCGGCUCGCAGGCUGUGGAAGAAGACUACGACGUCGAUGAAGAAUACGACAACGACUACGCCGAGAACUACUUCGACAACGGCGAAGGCGAUGACCCCGACGGCCUCGGCGACGGUGGAGGCAAUGACGAAGGCGGAGGGGGA